Molecule: messenger RNA, 2395 nt
Organism: Myripristis murdjan (pinecone soldierfish)
Lineage: Eukaryota; Metazoa; Chordata; Actinopteri; Holocentriformes; Holocentridae
Product: sorting nexin-9-like
Exons: 18
Coding region: 100-1743 (547 amino acids)
Biological process (GO): endosomal transport; plasma membrane tubulation; cleavage furrow formation
Cellular component (GO): plasma membrane; cytoplasmic vesicle
Molecular function (GO): phosphatidylinositol binding; protein binding
Source: RefSeq, a predicted model, not a curated record
GAGAGAGAGUGUGUGUGUGUGUGUGUGUGUGUGUGAGAGAGAGAGAGAGAGAGAGUGUGUGUGUGUGUGUGUGUGUGUGUGUGCACGCCUCCUGCAGCCAUGGCUCUGAAGGCUGACGUUCUGUACGACUUCACCGCCGAACCAGGAAACAACGAGCUGUCAAUCAAAGAGGGAGAGAGCGUCAGUGUGACCAGCCAGUCUGUAGGUGGCGGCUGGAUUGAAGUCCAGAACUCCAGUGGACAAACUGGCCUGGUGCCAGAGGACUACCUGCAGAUCAAAGGAACUCCGGCCUGUUCUGAUGCCCACAACACACACACACAGGUUGCCAACAGCAACAAGCCCUGGUCAGGGGGCGGGGCUUACACUACUGAUGCCACAGCAGGAGGAUGGGAGACCCAGGAGUACACACACACACAGCAGGCAGCAGAGGGAGGCGAGGAUGAUGAUGUUGAGUGGGACGAAGACUGGGACGACUACUCUGGUGGCAGUUACCACGGCGACGCCCAUGGAGACGAGGAGGGAGGGGCUUCAGGACGAAACAUUCAUGCCCCCUCCAUGAAGAUCUCCCUCAACAAGUUUCCGUUCUCCAAAACGCCGAACCCGGACGUGUUCCUGCUGGCCAAGCUGCCCCCCCGAGGCCCCGACCGCCUGCCGGUCUACCUGGGCGAGGUGGGCCCUGUGUGGCUCUACCCUCUCUCUGCUCUGGACUGUGUCGUCGCUGAUCCCAGAAAAGAAUCCAAACUGUACGGCCUGAAGAGCUUCAUCGAGUACCAGGUGACACCGAGUACGACCAACAGGCCUGUCAAUCAUCGCUAUAAGCAUUUUGAUUGGCUGUACGAGCGUCUGCUGGAGAAGUUCGGCUCGGCGACGCCCAUCCCCUGCCUGCCCGACAAGCAGGUCACAGGCCGGUUUGAGGAGGAGUUCAUCAGGAUGAGGAUGGAGCGUCUGCAGGCCUGGAUGAGCCGCAUGUGUCGUCACCCCGUCGUCUCCCAGAGCCACGUCUUCCAGCUCUUCAUCACAUACAGAGACGAGCGGGAAUGGAAGAUGGGGAAGAGGAAGGCGGAGAAAGAUGAGCUGGUCGGACCGAUGAUUUUCUCCCUCGUCGACCCUGAAGCUCCAGACCUGGAGCCUGGAGAGGUGGAGCUGAAGUGUGAGCAGUACAGCAGGUUUACGAAGGCGAUGGAUGACGCAGUGAAAGACCUGCAGAAUGUGGGACACACACACUGGAAACGUUGCACUGGACCGCUGCCUAAGGAGUACCAGAGGAUCGGUAAAGCUCUGCAGAAUCUGUCGUCUGUCUUCAACAGCAGCGAAUACCAAGGAGAAGCGACUCUGACCGACGCUUUGACGUUUGCUGGGAAAACAUAUGAGGAAAUCGCACAGAUAGUGGCAGAGCAGCCCAAAAAAGACCUUCACUUCCUGUUGGAGACCAACAACGAGUACAAAGGCCUGCUGGGAUGUUUCCCCGACACCAUCGCAGUACACAAGGCAGCCAUUGACAGGGUGAAGGAGGGAGAGCGUUUGGUGGCGGGGGGGAAGAUCAGCAGUCAGGAGAAGAACAACAUGAAGCAGAGAAUCAGCUGCAUGUCCUACAGCCUGCAGGCUGAGAUGAACCAUUUCCAUAGCAACCGUAUCUAUGACUACAACCGAGUGAUGCAGCUUUACCUGCAGGAGCAGGUGAACUUCUACCAGCAGAUCGCCGAGAAGCUGAGCCAAGCACUGAGCCAGUUCACCACACUGUGAAGACACACACACACACACACACACAUGCACACACACACACACGCACACACACACACACACACACGUGCACAUACACUUCCUCAGUCUUAUAUGAAAUUUGAUUAUUUUUGAGUAGUCUGACGCACUAAAGGGCUCGUAGGUUUUUUCAGAGGAACUACUUUCUGUCUUUCUUACGCCUCCUGCCCUGCUCGGGGCACGGGACACCAGCCAGCGCUCUCCAGUCCUCCACCUGUCCCGUAUGGCCCGCCCCCUCCACACCUGCCUCCAGGUGACGGCGCCAGCUGCUCCUCGGCCUGCCUCUCUUCCUUUGUGCUUGUGGGUUCCAAAAGGGGGCGUGGCUUGUGGUGUGGGGUGCAGAAAGGCCCGCCCCUUUCAAAGGGACAGUGAAUCUGUCCUCUUCACUCCUCGUCCUGUGGUGGGGAGUAUUGAUCAGUGAUCGAUAGUCAAUGUGGAUGGACUGGACGGGACGGUGAGGGGAGCACGGCCGAGCUUCAUGUGUGCUGAGCCACGUUAUUGAUUAUUGAUAUUGUAUUGAUCGUCUCAGUGGUUUUAAAAAGGGACAAACGCUCGAAAGUCCACCAAGCUGAGAGCAGCUGUGUUGUUUUGAUUUGUUUGUUUUGUUUUGUUUUGUGUUUUUUUGUUUUGUUUUGUU